Molecule: messenger RNA, 1585 nt
Organism: Cicer arietinum (chickpea)
Lineage: Eukaryota; Viridiplantae; Streptophyta; Magnoliopsida; Fabales; Fabaceae
Biological process (GO): GPI anchor biosynthetic process
Cellular component (GO): endoplasmic reticulum
Molecular function (GO): catalytic activity
Source: RefSeq, a predicted model, not a curated record
ACAUUCAUUUAUGGUACUAAAAGAAAACAUGAACUUGUCAUGCAAUCAUAAACACUAACUGAUUAAUUAUUUUCCUUAUUAUUUCACUAUAACCAUUUGGUUUAAUUUCACUUUCUCUUCCAAGAUGCUGAAUGUAAUUAGAAGAAAACUUAGGCACCUUUAUUCAAGAAUACUAUUUCUACUAUGGAAACGUCCUAGAUCUAAAGUUGUUAUCAAAAGGUUUAGAAAAUUGAAUUGUAACAACAAAAGCAAAACAAAAAGCAACUUAGUUGAGUGUGACACAAGAAAGCCUAUUAGAAUUGCAACAUUCAAUGUAGCUAUGUUUUCACUAGCACCAGCAAUUUCAGAAUUUGAUGAUAUUGUUGUGUCUAACAAAAAGAAGAAAAAUUCUUCCACAACAACAGAAAGUUGUGAUUUUCCAAAGAGUAUACUAAAACAAUCACCAUUACAUGGUUCAAUACCAAGAUCAAAUUUGAAGGUUUCAAUUAAUCUACCUGAUAAUGAAAUUUCAUUAGCAAAUAGUAGCAAUAUGGUUAGUGUUUCAAGGAGAAAUCAAGUACCAGCAAGAUCACCUGUGUGUUUUCCUUUUAUGAUGAAUAUGAAUUAUUCAUGUGAGGGUAGUGAGAAAUUGAGUGGUGGAAGCAGAAGCAUUUUGGAAGUGCUUAGGGAGAUAGAUGCUGAUGUGGUGGCACUGCAAGAUGUUAAGGCAGAGGAAGAGAAGAGUAUGAAGCCACUUUCUGAUUUGGCAGCUGCUUUAGGGAUGAAAUAUGUUUUUGCUGAGAGUUGGGCUCCUGAAUAUGGAAAUGCUAUCUUAUCUAAAUGGCCUAUUAAAAAGUGGAAAGUUCAAAAGAUUGCUGAUGAUGAUGAUUUCAGGAAUGUUAUAAAGGCAACAAUUGAUGUACCUUGGGCAGGAGAAAUAAAUUUUCACUCUACUCAACUUGACCAUUUAGAUGAAAAUUGGAGAAUGAAGCAAGUUAAUGCAUUAAUUCGUUCCAAUGAUCCUCCUCACAUCUUGGCAGGAGGUUUGAAUUCUCUCUAUAGAGCAGAUUACUCAUCAGAGAGAUGGACAGACAUUGUUAAUUAUUAUGAGAAGCUUGGAAAGCCAAGGCCAAUGACUGAAGUGAUGAACUUUAUGAAAUCAAAAUACUAUGAUGAUGCAAAGGAUUAUGCUGGAGAAUGUGAACCUAUUGUCAUCAUUGCCAAAGGCCAAAAUGUGCAGGGUACAUGCAAGUAUGGUACAAGGGUGGAUUACAUUUUGGGUUCAUCAAAUUCACCAUACAAAUUUGUUCCAGGGUCAUACUCAGUAAUUUCUUCUAAAGGAACUUCUGAUCACCAUAUAGUGAAGGUAGACAUAAUGAAAGUAAAUGUCUCUGCUCAGAAUAAUGUAAUCAGACAAUGUAGGAAAUUAAGGCAGAAGGUUGUGAGAAUAACACAACCUUGUUCUGUAACAGGUGCAUGGAAAUCAACCCCACCUCCUAAAAUUCUUGUACCAUAGAAAAUUUUAAUCAAUAAUUUGAUAGUUGUAUAUAGAAAGCAAUAUUGUGUAUUUUGAUAUAUGCAAUAAUAAAAUUCGACAAUUACAAAA